Sinocyclocheilus anshuiensis is the source of this 1076-nucleotide messenger RNA. RefSeq names its product interferon-induced protein 44-like. The coding region runs from base 1 to 1044 and encodes 347 amino acids. The transcript is spliced from 6 exons. The record is from RefSeq and is a predicted model, not a curated record. Gene Ontology annotation, biological process: immune response. Lineage: Eukaryota; Metazoa; Chordata; Actinopteri; Cypriniformes; Cyprinidae.
AUGCCUAAAUCAACCCCCUAUAGAGCGCAGAUUGUUUCGCUGUCUGCCCUGUCUUCUGAGUCAUCGACCUCACGUGAUGCGGACGCUCAGAUUUCGGUGUGCCCCAUCAGGGCUUUGAGUAUUUUCAUUGACCGUUCGGCCAGCUUUCGGCAAUCUGACCAGCUUUUCGUGUGCUACGGUGGUUGUGCGAAGGGUCUGGCCGUGUCAAAAAGGAGGCUUUCCCACUGUAUUGUUGACGCUAAUACGGCUGUUAUACGAGCCAAGGUUUGGAAUGGCCUUUGCACAUUAGGGCCCACUCAACAAGAGUUAUCGCCUCCUCCUGGUCGUGGUCGAGAGUUUUUCUUCACUGAACUGGAUGAAGCAUGGAGGACAUUUGACUGGAGACAGAAGGAAGCGCUGAAAAGACGUCUAGAAAAUGUUACUCUCAGUAAUCCAGAUGUGACAAACGUCAAGAUCCUGGUGGCUGGACAAAUUGGAGCAGGGAAGUCCAGCUUUAUUAACUCUGUCCUUAGUGCCUUUCAAGGAGAAAUAGUUAAUGAAGCAAUAGCUGAAGAUUUGGGAUCAGCUGACAGUCACAGUUUCACAAAAAGACUGAGAGCAUACCGCAUCAGAAGUGCACAUGCAGAUUUGCCUUUUGAAUUAUGUGACAUAAAAGGUUUAGAACCUGAAAAAAUAUCUGAGUGUCAAAUAGAUGACAUUGUCAACAGCAUAUAUGGCCAUGUGAAGGAGGGAUAUAAAGUAAGGCAUUCAAUGAAAAGGAUUCCUCAAGUGAUUGUCAUGUCUAAAGUGGAUGAGGCAAGUUAUCUGGUCAAAAAUGAUCUAAAGAUGGUCUACAGAAGCCAGAUCAUCAAAGAGAGGAUGGGGUUGUGCAGUGCCAAAGUGGGUGUUCCAGUGAGCCACAUCUUCCCAGUGAAGAACUAUCAUAAUGAGAUUAACACAAACAAUGAUGUUGAUGUUUUGAUUCUCAAGGCAUUUGAUCAGAUUGUGCGUUCUGCUGAUGCAAGACUGAGGCGUGGUGCUUCCAAUGUAAGUUUUCAGGACUAAAAUCAAGAAUAAUAGCAUUUAAAGUUGAAUAU